Xiphophorus couchianus (Monterrey platyfish) is the source of this 3961-nucleotide messenger RNA. It is a transcript of the gene ism2b, whose product is annotated as isthmin 2b. The transcript is spliced from 6 exons. The coding region runs from base 611 to 2014 and encodes 467 amino acids. The record is from RefSeq and is a predicted model, not a curated record. Lineage: Eukaryota; Metazoa; Chordata; Actinopteri; Cyprinodontiformes; Poeciliidae.
GCGUGCGUAAAAGAGGCAAGUUUGCCUCAACCGUUUGGCUAGGCGGGACGCGCGCACAAACACGUCGUAUAAAACCGUUGGAUGAACCUUGGCUUGAUAAUGGAUUAACGAAUCAAACAGACAACCAGCGAGAGGAACCCUUAACGCCCUGAUAUCAAUGUAUUGGAAGAGAAAACCCAUCCACCCACUGACGAGGAGUGAGUCACAGUUUAAAGCAGCUGAAUAAGCGUGCGCCGGUGCGGACGGGGAGAUUCAGCGUGGGGUAUUACACUCUUUUUUCCCCCCUUUUCUCGGGUACUUAAAGCCCGCAGCCGCAGCGGUUUUUAUGGGGAAGAGAAGCGUGGAGCUCGCGCCGCCGAACGGACCCACAGCUGCUGCGCGAGCCUCUGGUGUAUCCGACAUGGACGGUGCGCGGGAUGCCGUCGCACGCUGCUGGUGCGCAUCUUUAUAAAGAGCGACGAGACUUCAAAUCUCCAUCUGUUCUGAGCUAAAAGUCAGACGAGAGUUUGACGACGAGCGUUUGUCCCGAACCAGCCGGCCGCCUCACCGAGAGCAAACCAGAGAAAAGUACUUUUAAAGGAACUUCAAAGGGAACACCGCCGCAGAGAAGAUGCGUGGAGAGGUCGCGAGGAGAUUUCAGAUGCUGCUCGCGCUUUGCUCGAUUCUUCUCGUCAGUUUGGGAACGGGCUUUCCAACAAAACGCAAGAGUUUUACCCAUAAAAUUCAUGGCCAUCCAGUUCACACUGGUGGGAUCCAGCAUGUCUCUGAGGAGCAGCAGAACCAGGUCCAGAGCAUUCUGCCUGAGCCGCACAGCCACCAGAGGAGGUGGUCUCACCCCCAGCACCGCUCCGCUGGUGUUCUACCACAGCCCGAGCCCGAGGAGGAGACCAAGCCUUUUAUCUUUGACCUGAACAACUUUCCAGACCUCGCCAACGCUGACAUUAACUCUCAGAACCCCAACAUACAGGUAACCAUAGAAGUUGUUGACGACCCUCAGAUGGAGGUAGAGAUGGACCUGGCCAAUGAGAAAGACUGGCUACCUUCCUCCUCCCCGUCGUCCACAGUGGAUUGGAUCGGAGGCAAGAAGCUCUUCUGGCCCCUCUUCUGGAGCUACACCGAUUCCAGCGAGGAAAGCAACAGUCGGUCGGGCGCAGAAGACACCGGCGAGGAAGAGGGGGAAGACGAUUACUCUUUAGAUUAUGGAAGCGAAGAACCCCUUCCCAGCGGAGUGGGGGGAGACUGGGACACUCACUGGAAUGAGGGCUGGGAUCCCAUGGAAAGCUAUUUUGAGAAGGAGACAGAUGAAUGGACUCCUUGGUCUCCAUGCUCAGUGACAUGUGGACACGGUGAAAGAAAGAGGACGAAAUCCUGUGGCUACUCCUGCACACUGACUGAAGCUUCAAAGUGUGACCUGGAGCCUUGCCCUGGUGACGUCAACGCUGUGGUGGAACCAUUCCCUUUUGAGAUGGAGAACGGCACUGAACCGUUUGGAACAGAUGUGGACAGCUGUGAGAAGUGGCUGAACUGCAAGAGUGACUUUCUCCAGAGGUAUCUGCAGCAGGUCUUGUCUGAGCUGCCCAGCUGCCCCUGCUCGUACCCGUCCGAAGCGGCGUACACCGUGGUGAGCCUCUACGACGAGACCCGAGGGCGGCCUUUCCGCUGGCGCGACGCCAGCGGCCCGACGGAGCGGCUGGACAUCUACAAGCCCUCGGCGCGCAGCUGCAUUCGCUCGGCGCUUUCCAGCGACUCGUCCACUCUGGCGGCGCAGCAUUGUUGCUACAGCGACCGCGGGCGCCUGAUCACGCGGGGGAAGGGCGCGGGCACGCCGAACCUCAUCAGCACCGAGUUCUCGCAGGAGCUGCACUUCAAGGUGGACGUCCUGCCUUGGAUCCUGUGCAAAGGGGACUGGAGUCGCUUCCACGUGGUGCGGCCGCCGAAUAACGGACUGAGUUGCCCAGAAAACCCCCAUGAAGACGUGUUUAUGAAUGAACUUGAAGAGGCCAGAGAGUACUGAGUUACUACAGCCAAAACAACUACAGUCCUAAUUUAUGAUGAAACAGCCUCUGCUAAAAAAUAAACAUAAAGCCACAUAUGAGCUAUUAAUCAUGCAAAACCCUCAAAGAACCUUUUCAUUUGUGAUUGUGUACUUUGAUGAGGUUUGUGCCCACAGCAUCAUUGUCCUAUAUCCAGACUCGGCCAACUGAUUUACAUGAAAGGAUGAGGGGGGGAAAAUGGUCGGUUUUCAUCUUCCCACACAUUUGGUGUUGUAUCAAUUUCUUUCUUUCUAAAGUUCAUUCCCUCUGAGGCUUGUUUUCUUGUGUCCUGUAGUUAUUGUCUAAUAUUGGAUGAUAACAUAUGGCCUAAAUCCUAUAUUGCUUCGUAAAAAUGUAAAUGUUAUGUUAAUAAAGUGGUCCUUUUCAAGAUACAAACAAAGGUAUGGUAAGCUAAUCACUCAUCUUAACGCUGCUACAACGUAAAAACCCUCAGACCUUAUGAGGAUUUUAACAAAUGGACACACAGAUCCAAAAGACAACACGUGCAUUCGGUGCUUCUCCUCUCCCCGCCCCCAUCACUACUGCAAACUAUAAAGGAAUAUGGAUCUGAAUAUGAGUGAUUCGAAAGGCAAAGUGACUUUUCGCAGUCAAUUGUCCUUGUAAGACUUGUUAAGAGAGCAUUACGAGAGUAGCCUGUAGGCGGAAAUGAUCCAGAAAAAUCCCAUUCGAUUUUAAACGUUUUGUGGCGCUGACUCGCUUUCAGCCGUUUGCUUUCACGACCAGGAAAAAUACAUAAUCCGGGUGCCAAAGAGAUACAAAUCAGACUGUUGGUGCCAGUGUAAAUCCAGCCUCCACAUCUCUACCGUGCAGAUGUAGACGAGGAGCAAGUUGGGCAAUGGUUAGAUUGUGCAUGUAGGUGUGUCUCUACAAUGUUCUCAGGGGGGGGACUAACUGAUCAUGCUAAAUGAAAUCGGUUCAUUUACCUCAUCAACAGGAUACUUUGUGGAUCUAGUACAGAAGCAUGUUGGGGCAAGAAUUAGUCGAUGUGUAAUCUAGAUAGAAAGCGAUGAACUGAUGAUGCUUUUUCAGAAGGCAUUUGGAUCCUUUACGUUUGGUUAAUUCUUUCAAGCUGCUGGAUAGAACCGGAUUGGAUAGAAAAGACAUUCCUUCCUAAAUAAAGUCAGGAAGUCGGCUGACACAGGAUAUUGGUACUGGCAACAGGAAUAAGGCGGUACGACCAAAUAUUUCAGGCUUUAGCCAUUAUGUAUGGUGCAUGAUAUUAAAAAAAAUAAGUUUUUACCUGUGGCCAAACAUGUUUCAGCUUUGUGAUGGAUACACAUAAAACGUGACCGCUGGACUUGUCCUUUCUAUCCAACCUUAUUCCACGGAUAUUCGCAACAAACCUCUUUUCAGGAAAUCUGCCUCCAUGCGCAUACAGGCAUUUGUACUUUGAAAUAGCCAAUUUUAAAGUAAGGCACUUUAUUUUAUUUUACUUUGUUGUUUUUAUUUUUUAUUUUUUGCCAUUUAUUAACAAUUGUGUUAUUGUGAAGGUAAGCUCAACAGAAAUGCUGCGUUAUUUCAUGAAGUUUCAUAACAUGUAAGAAGUGUUGAUAUAUAUAUAUAUAUAUAUAUAUAUAUAUAAACAAAGCAUGAUCUUUUUGUGAUUUCUGGGUCUAGUAUUACGUAUUAUGGUGUUGUACAGUAUUUAUUUGUCUGUUCUGUUUUGUUUUUAAGUUUGCUGAAGCUUUGAACUGUCUCUACGCUCAGCAUGGUGCACUAAUUGAAUUGAACAAAUGAAGGCACCCGGUUACAAGGGAAGCAUUUUUGCCUCAUAUCACUUUAAACAGCAAACAGUGUGUCUGUGUUUCAGGUUUUUGUUUUGUUGGACUGCUCUAUGAAUAUGUUGUUGCAAUUAUACUGAAGAAAUAUAUAAAUAUAUAUAUAUAUAUAAAGAGUUUGCAUUCAUC